Molecule: messenger RNA, 3129 nt
Organism: Artibeus jamaicensis (Jamaican fruit-eating bat)
Lineage: Eukaryota; Metazoa; Chordata; Mammalia; Chiroptera; Phyllostomidae
Gene: GRM7
Product: glutamate metabotropic receptor 7
Exons: 10
Coding region: 1-2748 (915 amino acids)
Biological process (GO): regulation of synaptic transmission, glutamatergic; G protein-coupled glutamate receptor signaling pathway
Cellular component (GO): membrane
Molecular function (GO): group III metabotropic glutamate receptor activity
Source: RefSeq, a predicted model, not a curated record
AUGGUCCAGCUGGGGAAGCUGCUCCGCGUCCUGACUUUGAUGAAGUUCCCCUGCUGCGUGCUGGAGGUGCUCCUGUGCGCGCUGGCGGCGGCGGCGCGCGGCCAGGAGAUGUACGCCCCGCACUCCAUCCGGAUCGAGGGGGACGUCACCCUCGGGGGGCUGUUCCCAGUGCAUGCCAAGGGUCCCAGCGGAGUCCCUUGCGGCGACAUCAAGAGGGAGAACGGUAUCCACAGGCUGGAAGCAAUGCUCUACGCCCUGGACCAGAUCAACAGCGAUCCCAACCUGCUGCCCAACGUUACGCUGGGCGCGCGGAUCCUGGACACUUGUUCCAGGGACACUUACGCGCUCGAACAGUCGCUCACUUUUGUCCAGGCGCUGAUUCAGAAGGAUACGUCCGAUGUGCGCUGCACCAACGGCGAGCCUCCGGUUUUUGUCAAGCCGGAGAAAGUAGUCGGAGUGAUUGGGGCUUCAGGGAGUUCGGUCUCCAUCAUGGUAGCCAACAUCCUGAGGCUUUUCCAGAUCCCCCAGAUUAGUUAUGCGUCAACGGCACCUGAGUUAAGUGAUGACCGGCGCUAUGACUUCUUCUCCCGGGUGGUUCCGCCUGAUUCCUUCCAAGCCCAGGCCAUGGUAGACAUUGUGAAGGCCCUAGGCUGGAAUUACGUGUCUACUCUUGCAUCUGAAGGAAGUUAUGGAGAGAAAGGUGUGGAAUCCUUCAUGCAGAUUUCCAAAGAGGCAGGUGGGCUCUGCAUUGCCCAGUCCGUGAGAAUACCCCAGGAGCGCAAAGACAGGACCAUUGACUUUGAUAGAAUUAUCAAACAACUCCUGGACACCCCCAACUCCAGGGCCGUCGUGAUUUUUGCCAAUGAUGAGGAUAUAAAGCAGAUCCUUGCAGCAGCCAAAAGAGCCGACCAAGUGGGUCAUUUUCUUUGGGUGGGCUCAGACAGCUGGGGAUCCAAAGUAAAUCCACUAUACCAGCAUGAAGAUAUUGCAGAAGGAGCCAUCACCAUUCAGCCCAAGCGAGCAACCAUAGAAGGGUUUGAUGCCUAUUUUACGUCCCGCACGCUUGAAAACAACAGAAGAAAUGUCUGGUUUGCUGAAUACUGGGAGGAAAACUUCAACUGCAAGUUGACGAUUAGUGGGUCAAAGAAAGAAGACACGGAUCGCAAAUGCACAGGGCAGGAGAGAAUUGGAAAAGAUUCCAACUAUGAGCAGGAGGGGAAAGUUCAGUUCGUGAUUGAUGCGGUCUACGCUAUGGCCCAUGCCCUGCAUCACAUGAACAAGGAUCUCUGUGCCGACUACCGGGGCGUCUGUCCAGAGAUGGAGCAAGCUGGGGGCAAGAAGUUGUUGAAGUACAUCCGCAAUGUUAAUUUCAAUGGUAGUGCUGGCACCCCAGUAAUGUUUAACAAGAAUGGAGAUGCACCAGGGCGGUAUGACAUCUUUCAGUACCAGACAACAAACACCACAAACCCCGGUUAUCGUCUGAUUGGACAGUGGACAGAUGAACUUCAGCUCAAUAUCGAGGACAUGCAAUGGGGUAAAGGAGUCCGGGAAAUACCCCACUCAGUAUGUACCCUGCCAUGCAAACCAGGACAGAGAAAGAAGACACAAAAGGGAACUCCUUGCUGCUGGACCUGUGAACCUUGCGAUGGCUACCAGUACCAGUUUGAUGAGAUGACAUGCCAGCAUUGCCCUUAUGACCAGCGGCCCAAUGAAAACCGGACUGGCUGUCAGGAUAUCCCCAUCAUCAAACUGGAGUGGCAUUCUCCCUGGGCCAUCAUCCCUGUCUUCUUAGCAAUGCUGGGGAUCAUCGCCACCAUCUUCGUCAUGGCUACUUUCAUCCGCUACAAUGACACGCCCAUAGUCCGGGCAUCUGGGCGAGAGCUCAGCUAUGUUCUGCUGACGGGCAUCUUUCUUUGCUACAUCAUCACUUUCCUGAUGAUAGCCAAGCCCGAUGUGGCAGUGUGUUCUUUCCGGAGAGUUUUCUUGGGCUUGGGGAUGUGCAUCAGUUACGCAGCCCUCUUGACAAAAACCAAUCGGAUUUAUCGCAUAUUUGAGCAGGGCAAGAAAUCAGUGACAGCUCCCAGACUCAUAAGCCCAACAUCACAGCUGGCAAUCACUUCAAGUUUAAUAUCAGUGCAGCUUCUAGGUGUUUUCAUUUGGUUUGGUGUUGAUCCACCCAACAUCAUCGUAGACUAUGAUGAACAUAAGACAAUGAACCCUGACCAGGCCAGGGGAGUUCUCAAAUGUGACAUUACAGACCUCCAAAUCAUUUGCUCCUUGGGAUAUAGCAUUCUUCUCAUGGUCACAUGUACUGUGUAUGCCAUCAAGACUCGGGGUGUCCCAGAGAAUUUUAAUGAAGCCAAGCCCAUUGGAUUCACUAUGUACACAACAUGUAUAGUAUGGCUUGCCUUCAUUCCAAUUUUUUUUGGCACUGCUCAGUCAGCGGAAAAGCUCUACAUACAAACUACCACACUUACAAUCUCCAUGAACUUAAGUGCAUCAGUGGCGCUGGGGAUGCUAUACAUGCCGAAAGUGUACAUCAUCAUUUUCCACCCUGAACUCAAUGUCCAGAAGCGGAAGCGAAGUUUCAAGGCAGUAGUCACAGCAGCCACCAUGUCAUCACGGCUGUCACACAAACCUAGUGACAGACCCAACGGCGAGGCAAAGACAGAACUCUGUGAAAACGUAGACCCAAACAGCCCUGCUGCAAAAAAGAAGUACGUCAGUUAUAAUAACCUGGUUAUCUAAGCUGUUCCAUUCCUUGGAACCAUGGAGGAGGAGGACCCUCAGUUAUCUCGUCCCCCAACCUGGCAUAGGACUCUUUUGUCCUGCCCGCUGCCAUCACUGGAGGAGCAUCCCCAGCUGGGAGACCAAUGUGAGAGGAUCCAAAGGUUCUACACAGCUGCUUUAUGAAAUAUCCCCACUUUCUCUUGGCUUAAUAAGUCAGUGGCAUCAGCACUGCCAACUUGGCUGCAAUUUUGGACCUGCCCUGCCAAGGGAGUGUUGAGACUCAAGUCCCACCUAGGUUCUCUAGGAUGAACCACUGAGAGCCACAGUGAUGUUUUGGGGCUGACCUGUCUUUCUACGUAUGUACUUCCAGGUUGCAAGGUUUUGAAACUUUCUGUACAG